UCCUUUCAUUCCUUUCCUGUAUCGAAGAGAAAAAAACCCUAUUCUCUUCUUUAUCUACUGAGAGCUCGUUGUCUCCUCUAAUGGUAGCACGAAAAGUCUGAUUCUUUUUAUCAUCUUUGCUAUGUCAGCACGGAGUUGGUUCCGUACGUUUCCUAUUACUUUCCUUUGGAGCUCCUGAACUUUAUGAAAAAUGGCGAACAACUCCAAGGAAGAGCCCAAAACCGCUCCUCAGUCCGAUCGCUGGUACAAUCUAACCCUAGGUCCUUCCUUCAAGGACGAUUCCUCUAAUAAGUACUGCACCCUCCGAUAUGAAUUUAAACCGGCUUCGAUUGAUAAGACAAAAGCUGGAUCAUUGCGCAAGACCAAGGAAAAUAGGGUCAAUGUGGAAUUUCAUAAUAAUCAAUUGGGAAAACCCAAAGUGACAUUUGAAGGAAGCAGCGAGGACUACAAGGAGAACGACGCCGUUUUGUUUUUUGACGGAGAGACCUUUAGACUGGAGCGGCUUCACAGGGCUGUUAAGCAGCUUAGGCACCUUCGUCAGCCUGGUGAAUCUGCAGCUGCAGCAGCCGCUGCUUCUGUGGCUACCACAGCGGCUGCUCCGCCGGUGCCUGCGGUGGAGCCUCGGUUGUCUCCGGUAGGAAAGACUUCAAAGCCAAUGCAAACCGUUAGGAACACAGUCCCUGCGGUGCCGGUUGAGGUGGAACGGAUUGAUAUUGGUGGGCCAGAGAAUCCAGCAGGUGCAAAAUCUGCUGGUAAGGGGAUUGCUGAGUAUCCAUCUGAUCCACCAAAUGUUCCUGCUGCCUCACCGGAACCUAAAAAUGACGAAGUUGAGGAACAUCAAGAUAUAGACAUUGAUGAAAUUUUUGGCACUGCAUCACCUGAAGAUGGGAAUGCUGUCGAGGAUAAUGCAAAUGCCGGGUUUGAUAUCAAUGUACCGCAUCAAAAUGACACUGAUGAUGAGAUUGCUGAUGUAGAUGAUAGUGGUGAUGAAGUUGACAAGGGACCAAAUGCGGCAGAAGCUCUUCGAGCCCAGGUUAAUGCAGAGGAGAGGGGUGAGCAGACUUCCACUUCCAGUAGUAGCAGUGGAAGUGGUAGUAGCGGUAGUGGAAGUGGUAGUGGGAGCAGCAGUAGCAGCGACAGUGAAGGCAGCGAUGAAGAUUCAGUUAAUUCCAUCUGAGAUAUUAAAAAAGCCUUUGAGCAUAUUCAUAUCUUUAUUUUAAUCAUGUGAUCUCAUAUGGCGUCACUAUCACUGAAGUUUGUUUAAGCUUCCCAUUUCUGUGAUCACUAACUCAGUUGGAAAGUACAACAGUAAGUGUGAACAUUCAAUCAUUUUUUUUCUAAACCUUAUAAGAGCUUGUAUUUGUAAGUUCUACCAUCUUAACGUCUAUAAAGGAAGCUUUCCCAUUCCAUGA
Messenger RNA from Ziziphus jujuba (common jujube), 1412 nucleotides. RefSeq lists its product as uncharacterized. NCBI's taxonomy places the organism in Eukaryota, Viridiplantae, Streptophyta, Magnoliopsida, Rosales, Rhamnaceae. The transcript has 4 exons. The record is from RefSeq and is a predicted model, not a curated record. Gene Ontology annotation, biological process: regulation of transcription elongation by RNA polymerase II; positive regulation of DNA-templated transcription. Bases 191 to 1177 code for a protein of 328 amino acids. Gene Ontology annotation, molecular function: transcription elongation factor activity. Gene Ontology annotation, cellular component: super elongation complex.